AUGGCCGACCCGUUUGCCCCGCGCUCCAUGAAGCGCAAAAACGUAAAGGGGCUUGCUCUUACUCCCGCCGCUCCGAAGCCACCACCUACCGCGGAAAACCGCCCAGAUUUCGACGGCGCCGGUGAUGGAACAAGCAGAGAUGGUCAACUCGAGAUCGGGAUUGAAUACAAGCUUGACCUGCGACCCGAGGACCUUGAGAUUGUCAAGGAGCUCGGCUCCGGAAACGGUGGCACCGUGAGCAAGGUGAAGCACUUGACCACGGGCACCGUCAUGGCUCGCAAGGUUAUCCAUGUCGAUGCCAAAAGAGAUAUGCGCAAACAAAUCAUCCGAGAACUCCAGAUUAUGCACAACUGUCACUCGGAUUACAUUGUCAACUUUUACGGCGCAUUCCUCAACAGCAACAACGAUGUCAUUAUGUGCAUGGAGUACAUGGACGUAGGCUCUCUGGACCGCGUCUCCAAAGUCUUUGGUCCUGUUCGAGUCGACGUCCUCGGAAAGAUCGCCGAAGCUACGCUCGGCGGCCUGACAUACCUCUACACAAAACAUCACAUUAUGCAUCGCGAUAUCAAACCGUCAAACAUUCUUGUCAACUCUCGAGGUUCCAUCAAGCUCUGCGAUUUUGGUGUCUCCGGAGAGCUCAUCAAUUCGAUCGCUGAUACCUUUGUCGGCACUUCAACAUACAUGGCCCCCGAAAGAAUUCAAGGCGAACGAUACACUGUCAAGUCGGAUGUCUGGAGCUUUGGUCUUACCGUCAUGGAACUUGCCAUCGGCAAAUUCCCUUUCGGCUCCAAUGAGCCUACAGAGGAGGACUGCGCACCUGCUGGCAUCCUCGACUUGCUGCAGCAGAUUGUCCAUGAGCCCGCCCCGAAGCUACCCAAGAGCGAUGCUUUCCCUAGUAUCCUCGAGGACAUGAUCCAAAAAUGUCUAUUCAAACAACCUGAGCGACGCCCUACCCCACAAGACCUCUUUGAUCGCGAUGCAUUUGUGCAAGCCGCCAAGAGAACGCCUGUCGACCUUCGCGAAUGGGCUGUGGGCAUGAUGGAGCGCGAUAACCGUAAAUCCCACCUAGCUCCUCAGCUGUCACCCUCGACACAGGACUUGCUCCGAUCCAGCGACUCACCCACGUACAACAAUGGGUCCGAGGGAAAGACACACACGCCAACGUCUGGUGAAAUUCCCAUCGGUGGGGCUGGCAUCGCUACCCCGCGCGAUUAUGCGAAUGGAGCCGGCAGAUCCCCUUCGAGAAAUGGCUACAACAAUGCCAAACCACCAGCGUCUGCUCACCCUGGCUUAGGCCCUCGCUACGCAUCCGAGUCUGGUCACAUUCCUGGCGGCUAUUCUGACACACGUGGUCCCGUCAGCGCCAAUGCCGCUACAUUCAGUCUUCCUGUCCGACCAGCUCCUCCAUCGGGACCGCUGCCCCUCGCGCCAGCCCGACGGAAUACCCCGGAUGCUCUUCCACGAGAAAACCGCCGGGUGGCUACAUUUGGCCUGCCUCCUAACCCAAGUUCUGGAUACGGAGUAUGA
Molecule: messenger RNA, 1527 nt
Organism: Cordyceps militaris CM01
Lineage: Eukaryota; Fungi; Ascomycota; Sordariomycetes; Hypocreales; Cordycipitaceae
Product: MAP kinase kinase Ste7
Exons: 4
Coding region: 1-1527 (508 amino acids)
Biological process (GO): protein phosphorylation
Molecular function (GO): ATP binding; protein kinase activity
Source: RefSeq, a predicted model, not a curated record